Molecule: messenger RNA, 1270 nt
Organism: Scheffersomyces coipomensis
Lineage: Eukaryota; Fungi; Ascomycota; Pichiomycetes; Serinales; Debaryomycetaceae
Product: CDP-diacylglycerol--inositol 3-phosphatidyltransferase
Exons: 1
Coding region: 459-1139 (226 amino acids)
Biological process (GO): phosphatidylinositol biosynthetic process
Cellular component (GO): membrane; Golgi apparatus
Molecular function (GO): CDP-diacylglycerol-inositol 3-phosphatidyltransferase activity
Source: RefSeq, a predicted model, not a curated record
UAACCAUACUUAACGAUUUGAACCAUUUCACACGACUAAAUCAACAGUGAAAAAAAAAGGAGGAAACAACAGAAAUAAAAUAAAUAUUUUGAGGACAAAUCAAUAUUUGUUAGCACUCUGUCAACAAUAGUUAAUCUCUCUUCAACUAUUUGAUGAUAUAAACUAUUGGAUCUCAUAUAGGUUUGAUUCAUCCAUUGUUCAGCUCCACUCCACUGCUCUUGUUCAUUCUAAUUGGAUUCAUCAGUACUCACUUACCUACCCAUUCAUAUAUAUACUUCUUCUUUUUUUUAAGUUUUGCUACAUUUAGCUUGUGAUUUGAACACUUUCAACAACUCAAGUUAUCCAUUUACCACCAAUUGUUCAAUUCCUUUUACUUAUAUCGGCUAAAGUUAUAGACUCAUACCUGGGAUUAAUCAUCAUAUCUUCAUUUUUCAAUAUCAUAAUAAUUAUUACCCACCAUGUCCAUAGAUCAAGAACCAACAACUACUAAAUCAUCAUCUUCUACUUCGAUCAAGAAGAAAGUAGAAGUUAGAGAAAUCUUCUUCUAUAUCCCCAACUUGAUUGGAUACUUCAGAAUCAUAACUGCCAUUCUUUCCUUCCUAUUCAUGAAUAAUCAUCCUGUAUUAACGUUAUUCUUUUACGGUAUAUCCGGAUUCCUCGAUGCCUUUGAUGGAUAUGCUGCUCGUAAAUAUAAUCAAGGUACAAGAUUCGGUGCUGUGUUGGAUAUGGUUACUGAUAGAUGUGCCACUUCUUCAUUGAUUGUUUAUUUAGCUACCAUAUAUCCUAAUUAUACUAUAUUAUGGCAAUUAUUAGUAUCAUUGGAUUUGGCUUCUCAUUAUAUGCAUAUGUAUGCUAUGCAAAGUAGUGGUUCAACAUCUCAUAAAAAUGUCGAUUCAAAACAAUCUUAUGUAUUAUCAUUAUAUUAUACUAAUCGUACUGUUCUUUUCGUGGUUUGUUUAUUAAAUGAAUUAUUUUAUGUCGCUAUUUAUUUACAUUAUUAUAAUUAUUUUUGGUUAGGGACGUUAUUAGCAUGGUUAUCCGCUCCAGUAUGGUUAUUUAAACAAUUUGCUAAUGUAAUUCAAUUGAAUGGAGCUUCUCUUAUCUUAGCAAGAAUGGAUGCUGACGAUAAAUCAAAAUAGAUUUAAUUUUGAAUCUGAAAUUUCUUUGAAGGGCCUCACAAAACAUUUUUAUUUUAUUUAACUUAUUUAUUACCAUCUAAUCAUCUUUCAUAGUUAUCAUUUCAAUCAAUGCCCUCCUUACUUCCCUUGCU